AUUCCUUUUGAAAUUAUAGUGCCUUUUUUUUCUGUAUGUAUGUUGUAUUACGAAGCAUACAACGAUAUGGCAACAUUGUUAGUAACAAACACCAGCGUCAUCUGUCGGUUUAUCCGUCACUACUCCACCUGUUUGCAAUAUUUUACGGCGAAUAUCGCACAGACCUAAGCGAAUAUGUAAAAAAUGAAAACAUCAAAAUAAUUUUUGUUUCCUCACAUUUGCUGAUAAAUUAAUUCUGCUGUCUGCCUUUUGUCGGAAACUUAAUACGUUGUGUUGUAUGGAACACGCAGUGAAUUGAAGUGAAGCCAAGAAUAGCAACAAUAAUAAGUAAACGUGCACAUAAUAAAACAACAUUGUUUAAAAAGUUUUCGCAAUUGUUUAGCAAUAAAAAGUGAAAAGUUGUAUAUUAUUUAAGAGAGUGUAAAUUUUAUGAAUGGAGCAAAGUGAAGAACUAAACGACAGUUUGGAGCACGGCAACAACGUCAUAGCGUCUGUACCCAGAAUGAUGACAAUGCGCGACGAUGCAAAUGCAGGAAUAAUUGUACCAUUCGAGGUUGAAUCGAAUUCGCAAUUGCCUGCUACGUCAGUGUGUGUAACAUCAAGUGUAGCAGCAACUACAACAACAAUGGUUGAAAACGCUACUGCAGCUGAUGCCGUAAUCGAUCUAUGCAAUACCAGCCCAACCCCUUCUACAUCCAAGACAGCUGCUGCUGCUGCUGCAUCAGUCAUAAAUGUGGAUAGCAGUCCGGAGGAGCAAUCGCCUAAUGAUGAAGAUGUUGCAGGACCUUCAGCGGUAAUCGAGUGCCCAAUUUGCCUUCAAACAUGUAUACAUCCAGCGCGCCUGCCAUGUGGGCAUAUCUUUUGUUUCCUAUGCGUGAAAGGCGUGGCCUACAAAAAUCGACGUUGUGCUAUGUGCAGACGAGAAAUACCGCCUGAAUUUUUAGACCAUCCCGAUUUGGUGAAUGGCAUCGAUGAUAUUUGCGCAACAAAAUCCACCGAAGACGGUUAUCAGUGGUUCUAUGAGGGACGUAAUGGUUGGUGGCAGUACGAUGAUCGUACCAGUCAGGAUAUUGAAGAGGCUUUUAAGAAAGGUGAAAAAUCCUGCAUCAUAUUAGUAGCUGGUUAUGUCUACGUAGUCGAUCUGGAAACAAUGGUGCAACAACGUCAAAAUGAGCCGAGUCGUUGCCGACGCGUUAAGCGUGAUCUGGCUACAAUACCCAAAAAAGGUGUAGCUGGCCUACGUAUCGAGGGCAACACCGUCAUAACCGAUUCGAAUUUCGCUUCACAAAUCUAUCAGCAACAACAGCAACAAAGUAUAACUGUUGGUCUGGGUGCUUCCAAUACGCCAACCGAUUCCUCUUCCGAUCUCAGUUUACCACUCAAUUAUUAUAGCAUGCGACACCCAGCCAAUGCAAGUGAUUUCAUCUCGACUAUUGCCGCCACCGAUGCCGCAAUACGCAUAGCCAGCGAUAUAAUUGGCUCAACGUUGGCGCAUGCUGAUGAACUGUCGCGCAACACAGCCGCAGCAAAUGCAGCCUCCGCACAACAACAACAAAACCAACAGCAUACAGACGAUGCCAAUAUCGUGCAACGCAUGAGUGGUGAGAAUACAGGGAAUUACAGUGGCGGCUAUGCAACAACGGGUAACGGCACGGCUGGCACAUCCACGUCAUCAAGUUUGACGAGCGGCGGCAGUGUUGCCGCUGCGGCGCUUGUAGCGCAUGGUAGUCGCGAGUUGCUUGAUGCAGCUGAAGAUCUGUUGGAUGCGACACAGAAUGUCAUCUCCGAAGCUGAUCAGCAGACAAUCGAUCUGUUUGAGCAAACAUUGAACGAUUUCCAUGCGUUGACAUUACGCAAUAUCAUCGACUCGGACAGUGACGAGGAAAAUGGUGGUGACGUGGACGGCCGCUAUGCGCAGCGUCAUAUACGUUUCUAGAAGUGCGCAGGGAAAUGAGUUGGACGCAAUUGAGCGCCCUCAAAUACACAUACACACACAAACAAAAUAAUUACCAAAUUUAUGUUCAUAUGUUUGUCAUUGUUGUUUAGGGAAGUGUGCAUUUACAUUAAAAGUAUUCGGCAGCGUGCGUUGUACUCACGUCUAGUAUAUCGGAAGUGUGUGCAAUCAACAUAUAAGCAUAAUAGUUACACCAACGUUUGUAUGUAUGUAUGUGCCUGUAUAUUUAAUACUUACAAUCACUUGAAAACCGAGAAUUUGAAGAUCGCUUAAAAUAACUUAAAUUAAAUAGUUAAGGUUUGGAAAAGUAUGUAAAGCAAAAAUAUAAUACAUUCAUUAUAAAUAAGCGCAAAUAAUUGUUAGUGUAGCAACAUAAGAAUUAGAUAGAUAUGGAGUUCAGCAAUGAGACGACAUUAAAAACUGUAAGAUAUGUACCUGGUAAACGAAAAUCUAUAAAUUCUAUAUAAGCCUACAGUUUUUAAGUCGGCUUAUUCAUUUUUGGGGAAAUUCACAGAUGAAUGGUAUGCAAAAUCGGUAUGAAAAGCACUACAAAAUAUUCAAAAGUGACUUGCCAAAUAGAAAAGUGUGGAAAACUCUUCAGACGCUCAUAAAAAAUAUUCUAAAUAUAUAGCUAAGAACUAAAUAUAAUCCUAUAUACCAUAUAUUAAAACACGUAGAAAAUAGUUUAGUUAAGGGAAUAAGAAAAAACGCCAAUUAAGUUGUUAUGAAUUAAUGCUUCCGAUAUAUAUUUUUUAAAACUUACAUAUAAAGUGAUAUCUAAAAUUAACAAUAAAAGCUCGUAUUAGUAGCAGUCGUAGUCAGCUAUUUAAUAUAUUGUUUUAAAUAGCCAUUUGCAUCAUAACCUCAAAUUUUAAAAAUGAGUUCGUAGUAAAAAACUUUAUUAUUAAUAUUAUUUACUUAAAACUUGCGCCAUAACCUCAAAUUUUAGAAAUUAAUUCUAAUUGGAAAAAUCGGCAAAUUAAUUCGUUUCCUUUUGUUCAUUUAUUUGUUUAAAUUAAAAGUUCCGUCUUAAUCUAAAAAUUUAUAAAUGAAUUUGUAGUAAUGAAAACAACAAAUUUAUUUGUUGACUUCAUUAUUAUUAUUUUAUUUUUAAAUUGAAACUUGCGUCAUAACCUUAAAUUUUAUAAAUUAUUUCGUAUUAAGGAAACAGCAAAUUGGUUGCUAAACUUUCUUUUGGUUAUUUAUUUGUUUUUGAAAAUUAAAACUUGCGUCAUAACCUCAAAGUUAGUAAUUUAAUUUCUAUGAAUGAAGUAUUUUUUUUUUUACAAAAAGGUUGAAAAGAUAUUUUAUUGUGUAAUGACUAUUAGCAGUGAAUAAUCUUAUUUUUCAUCGAUGAUUCGAUAAAUGACAAUUAUAUAACAUAAAUGAUAAUUCAAUAUAUACAAACAUACAUUUUAUAAACAAUAUUGUAGUUUUCUAAGGACUAAAUUGUCAAAAUCAAUUAUUUGGAACAUUUUAAAGCCAAAUUUGCUUUAAUUUAUAAUCAAAGAAUUUAAUUUAUAGACCUAACUCUGUUAUAUAAUGGCGUAAAAAGUUAUUUUACGACUAAUUUUGUGGACGUAACUAGACUUUCAGUGUCUUAGAAAUGACUGUCAUAGAGCACUUAGGCGUUGAAAAGUUCAUUAAGGGCACACCUAGCGUGACAGCUUAUUAAAACGUCGUUUUUGGAAAUUACAAAAAAAACUAUUUAUCGAUUGUUUUGAAAUUUUCAGGUUAUAUUAUAUUCAUAUUUACAAUUUUCAAGAAUACAAUACAUAAUGAGAAAAAUGCGUUAUUGGAUAAACUGAUGGAGCUGAUUGAACCGAGCGGUACCAAUUUAGUAGGCUGUAAUUCAAAAACUAUUUGAGAUAUCGAUUUGAAAUUUUAGUAUGUAAUUUUUAAAGGUAUAAACUAUCGAUAUAAACAAUUUUGUUCAAAAUUUCACAAUAGGUGUGCCUCUUAAAGCAUUUUAGGACUUCUUUGCUUAUAUGCAGAGGGGUUGCAAACAACGAAUUAAAAAAUAAUUUAAAUUACAUUGGAAUAUUUUUUUUAUUUUAUCAUUUGUAAAUGCUUAGUCUCAAACACCGAUAAAAAAAUUUAAUUUUGCUCUUUUCUAAUAAUUAAAAAUUAAAAAGAACAUAUUUUUUGAAGUUACAUACUUUCGCGCUUACAUACUUCGUGUUACGCCAUUUUGGUUAUCUUUUGAAAAUAAAAGCCUAUUUUUAAUAAAAUAUCAACACAGUUUUGCUCUUUUUGGCUUAUUUAUAUUUAAUUGCUUUUAACUAUAGCGUUUCAUCAAGAAAUAUGUGAAUAUUUUUUCUUUUUUUUUAUCCCUUUUCAUAUCAGCUUUUAAUUUGAAACAUUUUUUUUAUUCUGUUACUACAAUUUUUAAAUUCGAAAAUAUUUUCCCAAUUUGUAAUGCAAGUUGUUUGAGUAAAAAAAUUAAAUUUCAAAAUUGAGACUAAAAAUUUUGAAUUAAAAAAUUCGCAACCCUGAUGCAAAGUAAAAGACUUUUCAAGGCGGCAAAUAGCUUUGUUAUUAUUUUUAUAAUAUCGAUUUUUUCAAGUAAAAAGCGAUAUAAGUUCGAUUAUUGUAGCUUUUUAACAUUCAAAAAUUGUGCGGAACAUUAAAAGAAAAAAAUCAUAAAAUGAACCAAAGUGCAUAAUUAAACUUUGCAAUUUUUUUUGUUAUUUCUUAAGUUAACGUUAGAUUUAAGUUGCGUUUUAAUUCUUAUUAAAUUUUCAAAAUUUCAUUUAAUGAAUAUCUUUUGAUCUUCCUUCAAAACUGUAAGCGCUCUUACGCUCGUUAUUGAGAAAUAUAACUACAUACAUACAUAUAUACAAACAUACUACAAAUAUAUACACUAUAAUAUUAGUUAUAAAUACAGUUAUAAUAUAUAUAAUGAACACCAGUACAUAUAUUAGUUAGCUAUAAAUACGUGAUGGUAGUAAUAGCCAAUUGCUUAGCAAGUAGAAAUAAUAUUAGAGCCUACCAGUAAUAAUUAUGCUAAGUGUUAAGUGAAACAAGGAUGUAUACUUAAUUAGGCCUAAAGCGCUGUACUUACACCUUCUACUACAUAUGACUAAAGAACAUUACUUAUAUGUAUGUAUUCCGCGUAUUCUCGCAAAAUGUUUGUUCAUUUAUAUGUAUUCUUAUAUUUUAAUAAUGUACUAAUAAUUAUAUUCAUUAAUAUUAUUAUUUUUUUAUUUCCUGAUCAUAGGCGUGAAUCGCUCCUCCCACCUUUUCCUUUCCGUGCAAUGUAUACUCAAAGAUUGUCUCGUCAGUAUAUUGGAAUUUUACAAAUCCCUACUGAUACCCAACUACUGUGUAGAUAAUUAAAGCAAAAUUGUCAGCCAAUUGUUUGCCAGCACAAGCAAACGCGUUAAACAUAAAAUAUUGUAGUCGUAAGUUUUUUUGGGUUUUCUAUUGAAAAAUUUCUUAACCUUAUUGUUAGGAGCACGGCAAACUAAAAGCGCAUUGUCAUUCAAUUCAUAUCAUUAAAAAAGUUAAUAUUUUGCUCACUUAUAUAGGAUGCCUAAUUUUCUAAUGGAAAAAAGUCAUAAUUAUAACCUAUAAUAAUUCAUUGUACUCAAUUCAUGAAAAUAAUUUUAUUUACUAAAUUUUCAUUUACAUUAUUUACUAUUUAAAAAAACAACACACACACACACUCUGCGGUUUAUUCAAAAAGCAUAUUAAUGCAAGCAUAACAUUUCAUUUAAUGUUAUAUUUUUUUGAAUAUUAUAAGUAUGUAAGCGAAAAUUAUUUUUAUAAAAAUAUUAAAGCAAUAAAAAAGUAGCAAUAAAAACCCUAACUGGCAUGUUACAUAGGUUUUCCGCUAACUUGUUUACUUCAUGACAUGUUCUGUGUUAUUGCCGAACGCGAAAAAUAUAAUUUACGAACUUUUAUUAGCCACUGUAGACAUACACAAACAUACUUCCAUAUACUACAAUAUUUCUAAAGCAAAAACAAAAAUAAAUUCUAUCUAUCGGCUUGUGGUCUCAAACACUUCACAACAAACACAAAAAAUGCAUUUUCUUUUCUCCAAGCUCUACACUUUCUAUAUUUAUUACAAACUUAUCGCAUUCCAUGGGUUCAUCUGCGCGCGUUCUAUAUCUGAUAAGCUUCUAAAACUUAUUUGGAAAACUCUUAUUAAUCAAGCACACUGGAUAAAUUCUGCUCCUUCAUAUCUAUGCUAUUGCGCAACUCUCAUUUAGCACCGCGUAGUGCAGUGGUCAGCAUCAUGUCAACUUUCAUUCUUAACAAAAAUUCGAAAAGUGCACAGAUUUUACACACUUUGCUCUUCUGCAGUGAAGUAUUUACGCUCAUUUAUCUUUAAAUAGAUUUGACAAUAUUUCCAUUCAUUUAUUUGCUUGUUUUCCAGAGUCAAAGCAAGUACACAGCAAAGGUUUGUUCGAAAGGCUUGAAACCGACGGCCAAAUACAUAUAUAUACAUACAUAUAUAAGGUGUACUCCUCGAAACAAUUAAACAUUUCGUUUAUAAAACUUUAAUAAAUACUAAAUUAUAGUGUGAUAAUUUAUUUGAUGAGUAGUAUUUUAUAUGUAAGUUGUCAAAGCAAAUUUCUUAAAGUGUGGUAAUAGUCUACUAAAGACUUUUUAUGAGUAUGUUGAGAAGAUAAUUGAUUUUUGUUGAGGAAAGGAGCAUUUUUUGCAUUGUGACUUCCUGUCCCACUAGCUAUAUUUUAUUCAUAUUUUGAAAAUUUUUCACUAAAAAAAUUAUGAAAAUUUCCAUUUAGAUAUUAACACCAUAACUACCGGCCGCCGGUCAACCGGAUAACUUGUGACCGCACAAUAUUAAAUAUAUUUCAAUAAAUUUUUUGUAGCAUUGUAAAAAAUAUAACAAGUUUGCAAAAGAAAAAA
Molecule: messenger RNA, 6832 nt
Organism: Bactrocera oleae (olive fruit fly)
Lineage: Eukaryota; Metazoa; Arthropoda; Insecta; Diptera; Tephritidae
Gene: Rnf146
Product: Ring finger protein 146
Biological process (GO): ubiquitin-dependent protein catabolic process; Wnt signaling pathway
Cellular component (GO): cytoplasm; nucleus
Molecular function (GO): poly-ADP-D-ribose binding; ubiquitin protein ligase activity; zinc ion binding
Source: RefSeq, a predicted model, not a curated record